CUGGUCCAGCUGCAGCAGCUUGAAGGCGCUCCUGGCUCUCCAUCCUUCUUCUUUGGCCAGACGAUAGUAGAUGUCGCGCUUGUCUUUGGAGGAGCGUCCCAUGCCGACCUGUGCCAAUCACAUUCGGGUGGCAGCGGCCCCCGGGAACCAGGAGAAGAAGAAGAGGCUGUGCAUGGAAGCCCGCUCUUGUUCAGACAGGUAUCGGAUCCUCAGAAAUCCCCUAAUCCUCUGUCUGCAGAAUCCUCCAGACCGAAACGGACUCAUCCGCCCGCCAUACGGUUGCACGCGGUCCGCGCAUGCACGGUUAGGAUGGACAACAGUCUCCAGAGGGUGAAGCUGUCCGUCCAUCCGUCCAGAGCGCUGGUGGAUGAGGAGUUUGUCAUCCUGGUCCAGAAUGUCCCUCCUGGUUCCCCCAUGACCCUCCACGCCCUCCACUGCUCUGAAGACGGACACAGGUGGGAAGCCUGCGGUCACUACAUUGCCGAUUCUUCUGGGAGCAUAAAUGCUGCCGACGACUGCAGCGUCGGAGGCUCAUAUCUCGGAGUGGAACCCAUGGGUCUACUCUGGAGCCUCAAGCCAGUUCCAGGAAGCAAACCGGGUCUCAGGAUGAGAAAGAAGGACGUUCAGACCCCCAUGGUGGUCGCCAUCUCAGUGUUCAACGGUCAUCACUCAGAGGCCUUCGUGGACCAGGUGUCUCUGGCCAGUUGGGUAGUGGAGCGCUGGUACAUGGCACCGGGUGUUCGCCGGAUCCCUGUCACAGAGCAGCAGCUGACGGGAACCCUCUUCUUACCACCAGGUCCUGGACCUUUCCCUGGACUGCUGGAUCUAUGGGGAGGAGGAGGACAGUUGGUGGAGUACCGAUCCGCUCUAUUGGCUUCCCAUGGGAUCGCCUCACUGGCCCUCGAUUAUUUGACCAAUGAAUUCACCACACAGACUGGGAAGAUGGUGGACAACCAGUAUUUUGAGACGGCUUACAGAGUUCUGCAGCAGCAUCCUCAGGUUCUGGGAAGCAGGAUCGCCAUGCUGGGUCUGUCCCUCGGAUCCGUUUUCACCUUGAAGAUGGCUGUCUACUCCCCAGUUGUAAAGCUCAGGUGUGCCGUAUGCAUCAGCGGCAGCCACAUUCAGCCGGUUAGCGGGGGCCCUCAGGAAAUGAUGGAUUUGUUCACCAGAAACAUAGAGAAGAUUAACUUCAGUGAGCAGAAUGAGGUGAUCUGGAGGAGCUUGUUACUGCCCGUCCCUUCUGACCCCUCCAUGAAAGCGGACGUGGGGCGUCUUCGGUGUCCACUCCUGCUGGUGGUGGGGGAGGACGAUCAGAACUGGUGUACACAGGAGUCUGCUGCAGACAUGGAGCAGAUGAUGGCGAGAGCCGGGAACGACCACCUGCUGACGAUUCUGUCCUAUCCAGAGACGGGUCACCUGAUCGAGCCGCCGUACACCCCCCACACCCCGUCCAGCAUGUACAGAGGAGCCGGGGUGGACCAGAAGAUGAUGGUUUUGUGGGGGGGGAAGACGCCAGAACAUUCCGCCGCUCAGGAGGACUCCUGGAGGAAGAUCCUGACAUUCCUGAAGAAAAAUCUCUACGGAGGCUCAGACCCUCAAGCAAUCCACCGGUCCCACCUGUAGGAGGAG
Messenger RNA from Oryzias melastigma (Indian medaka), 1629 nucleotides. RefSeq names its product peroxisomal succinyl-coenzyme A thioesterase. Gene Ontology annotation, molecular function: fatty acyl-CoA hydrolase activity. The record is from RefSeq and is a predicted model, not a curated record. The coding region runs from base 310 to 1623 and encodes 437 amino acids. Gene Ontology annotation, biological process: fatty acid metabolic process; acyl-CoA metabolic process. The transcript has 12 exons. Lineage: Eukaryota; Metazoa; Chordata; Actinopteri; Beloniformes; Adrianichthyidae.